Chaetomium fimeti is the source of this 3570-nucleotide messenger RNA. RefSeq lists its product as uncharacterized. The record is from RefSeq and is a predicted model, not a curated record. The transcript is spliced from 6 exons. The annotation marks the transcript as partial. Gene Ontology annotation, molecular function: DNA-binding transcription factor activity, RNA polymerase II-specific. Gene Ontology annotation, cellular component: nucleus. Gene Ontology annotation, biological process: regulation of transcription by RNA polymerase II. Lineage: Eukaryota; Fungi; Ascomycota; Sordariomycetes; Sordariales; Chaetomiaceae.
CCUACCAUCACCAUGUUAGCCCCGACCUAUGCCAAUUUGUGGUUUCACUUCUACCCCAUCGGCAACACGCCCGCUGUGUCCCUGACACAGGGACUUCCACCGGAGAAGAAGGCCGACAUCCUGCUGCUUGCGUGCGGUGAUCCCCGCAACAUCCUCUUCACCGCCCACUGCGAUGGACCUCGCCCGAUGGACAUCACUUGUUGUGACGUUGAAAGCACAAUCAUAGCUCGAAACAUCACGCUCUUCGCACUCAUUCUCGACGACGCCGAUGGUCAGAAGAGCGGAGACAACUGGAACAUCUUCUACCACUUGUUCCUCGACCAAGCCUGCAAUGACCGGCUGCUGGACCAAGUCAAGAAACUGCACGCCUUGGCUACCAGCCUCAAGACAUGGCGCGCGGGGGAAUACGGCAAGCUGAUCCGGUUCUGCGACAAGGAAACCCUCGCCCGCGUCGCGAGGGCCUGGGCCUUCUACAUCUCUGCGGCUGCCGACAAACAGCUUUGGAUGAAGCAGACGUUCCAGAACGCCGUCAAUGCACGCAAGCGUCAGGUAGGUGAGGCCCAGUUCACAUACACUGGCCUCCGAUCCGCCACCCCUACCGGCAUGCUCGCUGGCUUGGACUUGAACAACCUCCACCAACACUUCUGGAAACACGGCAGCCUCCAUCUGGAUGUCAAGAUUCGCUCCCAAGCCACGUUCGCGAACCCCUUGUUUGCGUCUCCGGAUCCCGCCCUCCAAGACAUCGUGACAACUGCCCAGGCGGAAUUCUCCGAUUGGAGCAACACGUUCAGAAGACGGGCGCAACAUGACUUGACCCUCCGUUUCUUUUGCGGAGACGCUGUGCUUUUCUGUCACACACUUCAGCAUCGGCGCGUUACCGGUUCAGCCACGACCGCCUUUUACUAUCGCAGCCGACAUGACACCAUGGAGCCGCUCGUCCUUGUCGAAGAUGACUACAAGAUCGACGGCACUGCCCCCGUUUCUUUCAACGUCAUCGACACGUCGAACCUCCUCGACCACUCCCGCGGCCUCAACCUGCUCGUCGCCACCUCGCCGCUUCUUGACGGUGAUGCCUCGUCCAGUCUAUAUACCGAGACCAUUGUUCGGCGUGAGGCCAAGUCGGACCAAGAGCACCUCGACAAUCUGGUUGGCGGCCACCUCGCGACCACGUCGCUGCUCUUAGGCUUGUUUCCUAUUGAGUAUUGGACAAAUACCGCCUCUUCAUCCGUCGGCGACGAACAGCUGGCCGACGCAAUCGGGGACGGGCACUCAACAACGGAACCGGAGAAGACAAAUAUUCACUCCAGGAUCACAUGGAAGCGCCCGCCGUUGGGCCCAGGCGCGCGCUUGGAUCCUCUGCACAUGGACGAGGGAGAGCUGGCAGCGCUUCUCUACCAGGUUUAUGUUGACAUGUUCCCGCUUGAGCGACUGGAGACAUUCGUGGCAAACCUUACUCUUGGGUCACACCAGGACAUUCCGCUCCCUUCAUACAGCCGCCUAGGCUUUUUGGCUUUGGUCUCGCUCGUCAAGAGGCGCGUUGUGACGGGCUGGGACAGCGCUAUGGACCGGCUGCUCUCACAUAUCGAGUCUAAGAGCGACUUGGUGCUGGGACACCACUACCUCCAGGAGCUGUAUCUAUACAUGCACCUUCUGGGCCUUCACUCGGUUGACACUUUCAAGAACUUCCCCGGCUUCCGUGCAAUGACGGGUUCCGGGCCAACCUCCGGCUCCGGCCUGGCAGGUUGGCAGGACAUGCCAUCCUCCAUCUGCAUCACGUUGAAGGUGCCACGGUCCGCGCUUGAGCCAAUGACAAAACCCCCGUUUCAUCAUAUAGGAACCCCCUUUGUGCAAGCCGUCAUGCGGAGCUCUCCCAGACACCCUCUGCCAUGGGAAAACUACUAUGCCGCGGUACAACUCGGCUUCGGCAAGCUCUCUACGAACGGGUCGCGCUUCACCAACUCCUUCGCGGUCACCAUCAAGGAGGACUUGCAGGGUUGGCAUGGGGAUUCCCCCUUGCAUGUUUCGUUCAGGGUCCCGUCCUGGACCCUCCUCCACGAGCCACAAACUACGCGCGUGUCUUUUGCAAUUCAGCACCCCCCUACGGUCCUCGAGAUGGAUUCGUGCUUGUUCAACACGACAAUUGGGGACCUUAACAACGUGUACAUCACGAGGGAACUCCCAAAUCUGACGGACACCAUUGUGAUUCCAGGUUUCACGACCGACACCUUCACUCCUCAGGGUCAGAUCAACUCGGGCAUGACGACAUCCACGACGGCGCACACCAACCCCCAGACUGCGAGAAUCACGUCUCUCACCGUCCGCACCAAUCUCAUCGCCCGCGACUUGCGCACAUCCCUCACCAACGGCGCCACGGUCCAAACCACCCCGCUCUCCCCGUACGUCUUCAAAGUCACCAUCGGCAAAGCCCCCCUAACAUUCACCUUCCCGCUCCCCGUCCUCGCCAACACCAUCCAAACCCGCAUCGCCCGCAAGACCGGCUACAUCGAGCUAGCCGCGACCAUCAUCCCCAACGCCGCCGCCGCGCCCUCGGCAACCUUCACCGCCCCCCUCUUCCCACCCCCCACGACCACCAACACCAACACCAACCCCAACACCACCAACCCAACCACCACCACCCCAACAAACAACCCCAUCUGCUGGACCACCCCCUACACCACCCUCUCCCCAUCCAGCCACCCGCGCAUCUCCACCACCAACCCCUCCACCACCCUAUCCUUCCUCCACAUGCACAGCAUCCAGAUGUUGUCGGCGCGCGAGUUCCGCCUGCGCCGCAACCCCUCGGCCGCCCCCCCUGCCGAGCUUGCUCGCGUCGCACUCAAGGAGUCGCUGCACGCCCUGCUGUUGCAGUCCUCCGGGCUGGAAUCUCUUCGCGGCGACGCCGGUCAGACGAGGGGUCGGGGUGGUGGUGGUGGUGGUGGUGGUGGUGGGAGGCGUGGGGAGCGGGUAUUUGUGCUGCGGGACAAGACGGCGGCGGCGACGGCGACGGCGGGGGAUGUGUUGGUGUUUGUGGGGGACAUGAGGCUGGAUCUGGCCAGAAGGGCGGAUGGAUACGGGCGGGGUGGUGGUGAUGGUGGAUGGGGAGGAGAUGCGGUUGUGGAGGGAGGUGCUCCCCGCGUGGGUGGAGCGCUGUCGUGGUGGGAUGGGGUGUGGAGGGCGCCGGUGUCGGUUGAGAUGGGGGAGGAGGUGGUGUGUGGGUGUGGGAAGGGGGUGUUUCCGGAGGGUUGGGGCGCGGAUCUGCCCAUGUGGGGGAUGUUCGAGAAGCACUGUGUCCGGGCGGCCAUUUCGCCCUUGUUCCCCAGCGCGCUGGCCGAGGAUGUGAUCCCGAGGAUUCAGGAUAUCGCUUCUGCACCAGGAGAUGAGCACCUGGAGGAGGAGGAGGAGGGGCGUAACAACGGUGUUAGUGGAUGCCGGAACUGUGGGGAGGAAAAGUCAAAGAAUGGUGAAGACUUGAAGAGCUGCGCCAAGUGCUUGAAGGUCAAGUACUGUGGCCGGGCGUGCCAGCGAGCGGACUGGAAGCGCCAUAAAAAGGAAUGCACUCCCAAGAAGUAG